AGAUCUGUCAAAUAACCUUAAAAGGAAAUGUGUUGUCCAGUGUCCUCAGGCAAGAAAAAUUUGAUACAAGUUUAGAUUUUGGAUGUCUUGUUUUUCAGAGUGCUUCUAAGUUUAAUUCACCUCAAUAUUCUCAAUAAGAAGCAGUAUGUCUACAACCAAUAAGGGAACAUUUCAACCGGAUUCCGAUUUUCAAAUUAGUUAUGAAGAUCAACAAAAAAUUAACCAGUUUGCAAGAUUACAUGCUAAAAUGAAGGAAUUAAAAGAUGAUAUCACAAUUAGAGAGAAUGAUCUCAAAAGUAUAGAAGAGGCAUCUGAUGAAGUUGCACUAUUUGAUGAUGAGGAAAAAAUUCCAUAUCUUGUGGGGGAGGUAUUCAUAUAUCGUGAUACAGCUAAUACACAGGAAUGCUUAGAAGAGGCAAAGAAACUACUGGCACAAGAAAGAAGUGAUCUUCUUACCAAAACAAAUGAAUUGAAGGAAAGUAUGAACGAUCUAAAGUAUCAUCUCUAUGGAAAGUUUGGUAGCCACAUCAAUUUAGAAGCCGAAGAAUAAGUGUACCUUUUGAUAUUUCAAGUUUGAAUCUUGAAGAAUGGGACAAACCACAUCUAUUCUUUGUUUAUCAUGCUACUACCUACUACUAGUGGAUCCAUAUUUUUCUUGUCUUACAAAAAUAUUUAUUGUGAGUUUGAUAAUAAAAUUCAGUUCUUAACAUCAA
This is a messenger RNA of Coccinella septempunctata (seven-spotted ladybird), 713 nucleotides long. It is a transcript of the gene Pfdn4, whose product is annotated as probable prefoldin subunit 4. Gene Ontology annotation, cellular component: cytoplasm; prefoldin complex. The record is from RefSeq and is a predicted model, not a curated record. Gene Ontology annotation, biological process: protein folding. The transcript has 4 exons. The coding region runs from base 146 to 550 and encodes 134 amino acids. NCBI's taxonomy places the organism in Eukaryota, Metazoa, Arthropoda, Insecta, Coleoptera, Coccinellidae.